CUGCAUCUUCCCCCAGCGCUUACAACAGUGCUCUGCACAGGGUGAUGAGUGGACAGCUUGGAUUCUAAAGAGGAUCAACUCCUUAGUUUGAAAGACUGAACGCUCACUGGAUGUUGUUUUUUUUUAGUCAGUACACUUUCUACUCACCUAAAAUAAUGAAUUCUCCUAGUUUCACUCUACCUACUAUGGUACCCCGUAGUUCAGUCAUUAACAGCUCUGUCACCAACAAUUUAGCAACCAAUAAUCCACCAAACAAGUCAGUUCUCCUGAGCAAACCUUUUAAAUGCUCAGAAUGUGGACGAUCUUUUGCUCAGUUGACUGACCUGGAACUUCAUGAGAUGUCACAUGCUGCAGAACGCCCUUACCGCUGUGAACUCUGUGGGAAAACCUUUGCACAGACAUCAGCCCUGGUAAAACAUCAUCGAGUCCAUACUGGAGAGAAGCCUUAUAAGUGCCCAGUGUGUGGUAAAACCUUCGCCCUUUCUUCUGGGCUCGUACUGCAUAAGCGAAUCCACACUGGUGAACGCCCUCACACUUGCCCUCUGUGUGGCAAAAAGUUUAUUUCCUCAUCCCACCUGGCAUUACAUUUACGCUCCCACACCGGGGAAAGAAAAUAUAAAUGUAACAUAUGUGGGAAGCUUUUUCUUCAGUCCUCUCAUCUCGUAAGGCACAAGGCAAUUCACACCGGGGAGAAGCCUUUCAAAUGCGAAGACUGUGGGAAGAAUUUUGGUCGCUCUUCACAUCUGAAGACACACAGGCGCGUUCACACGGGAGAGCGACCUUACAAAUGCACUCAGUGUGAGAAAGCUUUCACCCAAAAGGCAGGACUUAUUCUUCACCUCCGUCUCCACACUGGAGAAAGACCCUAUAAAUGUGAUAAGUGUGGGAAAAACUUCCGUUCUUCUGCCCAUCUCAUGUCCCACCAGCUCCUUGAAUCUGGGGAAAGGAACUUCAAGUGUUCGACAUGCGGCAAGGCUUUCAAACAGGCGUCAUCGCUGAAGCAACACCUGAAAACUCACGAAAUCCGGGAACCUCACCGUUGUUCUGUUUGUAGCAGGGCCUUUUCCAGAUCAUCCUACCUUCAGCUUCACAUGAGGACCCACAGUGGAGAGCGGCCGUAUCACUGUAUGGUCUGCAACAGAACUUACGCAAAAAUGUCCACGUUUGAAAAGCACUGUAAAAAGCAUCAACAAGAUGAAGAGAGGCCUGAGCUUCGACCCAAAGCAAUGACCACGAGGGCAAAAGCCCUAGCUGAAAAGAAGGCAAGAACAGCAAAAGCAACAAACCAAUUGUCAGGAACAUUAUCAAUUUCAUCCUGAACAGAAACAAGAAUUAAAGAAACAAGCAAUUUUAGGCCCCUAUAGUAGAAUAGAAAGUGAUGGAUCUUAAGAGAUGAAAAUUCCAAACUCAUCUAGUGUUUUUUUCCCCCAAAAAAUGACUGAAUGUUGGAUUUUUUUUCUGCUAUAGUAGAAAUAUAAAAGUGCAGUGCAAAACAUUAUCAAGGGUGCAUUUUUCCUUAGAAAAACAAAUUUCCUUGAUGCCACAGGCAGUGCGUAUUGUGCUCAAGCUAUGUAUUGUUUCAGGAGAGAGGUGCUAUCACCUGAAAGAAUAUAAUAUUUAUACAAUUUCAGGAGUCCACCAGUUUCACCAGACCAGUAUAGAAGAAUACCACAUUCCUCGGAGUUUGGGAGAAGAAAAAUCCUCUUUCCCACUGUAGAUGAGGGGCUGCUGAUGAACAUGCAGUUUUUUUACUUGUAGCAAAAAGGCUAAAAUUUGACUAUUUUCAGGAAAUCAGACAAAAAUUACUCAAAUUAAGUAAUAUGAGUUUGACCUAAAAUGCUAGCUGGAAUUUGCACCUGAUUUUUAAGUUAUAUAUAUAUUUUAAUUUAAAUUCAUAGAGAGGUGGUAAACCCACAUAUUUUUAUAUAGCAAGGUCUUAGAAACCCAAACUUGUGUGAGACUUUUUAUUUUAAAUGUUCCUGUGUAAUAUUUUCUUGCAUAUUUAAGUCCCAGUACAAGCUUAUAAAGGAACAUUACUUCCUCAUUGUACUUUUCAAGGGUAUCAUUUAGAAAAUUUUAUUUUAUCAAUUCCUGGCUUUAUUGUUAGCCUGUCUAAAAUAGUAUAGGAGGCAAAUAUACCCAAGUUACAAACUUCUAGGGGUUACACCUUUGUGUAAAACAUGGUCGGUAAGAUGACGUAUGUCCCUGUAAUAAGAUUGUGUUUUGCUGACUGUUUUAGAAAUAAAAUCAUGUCUGACAAAAUAUGAACAGAAACAA
This is a messenger RNA of Ornithorhynchus anatinus (platypus), 2277 nucleotides long. Its product is annotated as zinc finger protein 501-like. Gene Ontology annotation, biological process: regulation of transcription by RNA polymerase II. The record is from RefSeq and is a predicted model, not a curated record. Lineage: Eukaryota; Metazoa; Chordata; Mammalia; Monotremata; Ornithorhynchidae. The transcript has 2 exons. Gene Ontology annotation, cellular component: nucleus. Gene Ontology annotation, molecular function: RNA polymerase II cis-regulatory region sequence-specific DNA binding; DNA-binding transcription activator activity, RNA polymerase II-specific. The coding region runs from base 111 to 1319 and encodes 402 amino acids.